Molecule: messenger RNA, 4774 nt
Organism: Athalia rosae (coleseed sawfly)
Lineage: Eukaryota; Metazoa; Arthropoda; Insecta; Hymenoptera; Athaliidae
Exons: 5
Coding region: 1802-2881 (359 amino acids)
Source: RefSeq, a predicted model, not a curated record
UUCCGGGAACACGAUAUCUGCUGAUAUAUUUUCCACACCUGUUCAUAGCCCGACGGUGUACGACCCGUGUGCAUGUGUAUCACCUGCAGCUAUGUAUUUCCGCGUCUUUGACACGGUUGACGUAAACUCAAAGUAUGGAACAUCUGCUCUUAGAAGAGCGGUGCAGAGACAACUCGGGUUUUUUCAUUGCGUAGCUUCGAUUCGUGGAUUUUCCCGUUACUUUUUCUCAUACCGUUAUCUUUGCUAAAUGUUUAUGAAUUAUUGUAUUCGCGUCGUUUCGACGUUAUCGGCGAUACUGUUACGUGUACGUUUCGCUUAUCGCAGAACGUUUUGCGUACGUUGUACGCGUGUAAGUAUGUACGUACAUGUUCGCGGUGCAAUGCCUCGGAAUCUUGUCGGGUUUCGUAAUGAAAAAAAUUUAUUAUUAUCUCGGGAGUGACACGAACGUUUUUUUAAUAGAAGAUAAUAACAACAACGUCAAUCUAUGUAAACGAACAGUUGUCGCAGAUGUUGUUACCGAACUUGUUGUCUUUUUCAUCGUUGUUUACUUUUUUCAUAUUUCCCUCGCUAAUACCGCACAUUAUUGCGUAACGAGUAAUUUCUAUUAUUCAACCACCUACGCAAACUUGGAUACGUUAUAAAAAUUAUACACCGCUGACGCGUUUGUACACAUUUUUACCGUCGUUAUUCGUUCAAACAAAGAACUAUAAGUACGCCUUGUGGGAGAUGCGGCUGCUUUUGAGGAUUUCGUUAUUAAAGGAAGGCGUUAUAAGCUGCAUGUCCUCAUUUGCCACGGAGCGGAGAUGUGAUUCGCCACGAUCAUCCCUCGACAAUCGAACCCUACUCCGUAAUCCCCAUUUCGAGGGGGUAUAUAAAGAAUCGUGGAAUUAAUAAUCGUUCCUCCCAAGUUCCAUCGGCCAUCAUUACGUUAUUCACGCCCGUACAAUGGGACGACGGGUCAGAAAUUGAGGGACGGAGAGCGCUCGGGGUAUAAGCUUGCACAAUUCUUUUACUAAAGAGGAGGAGGAAUAAAAAAAAAAAAGGUGGAAAAAAAUCCUCUGACUUAUGGAAGCUACAUAGUCGGUGGUGUUGCACCGGCUGAUGGGAAAAUUGUGGAACUUGUCCCCAUUUUUCAUCUCCUUCUUGGACGCCAACGCCCCGUCCUCUCGUCCCUCUCGACGGUCAUCUUCUCCUCUGCAUUUUUAAGAAUGGGCUCGUAGUGGGCGGGUGGCUGUGCGAGGGAGAAAAACUAUUCAAUGGAUGAAUCGGAUGAAUGGGUUUUCAAAUCCAUUCAUAUCUAGUCUCGCUUACGUCGGCCGUGAGAACACGCCAAGGGGUGCAGGUUAAACGUCCUAACUUGCUAAAGCAUAUUUGUCAACUGCGUCGUACAGUUUUGCUUCAAAAAUACCACCAGCUAUGAUCGGAAAUCAUGGGAGUUGAUUCGAUGCGAAAAAAACCUGUCGCAUGUUCGUCGAAUGCAAAGUAAUUUAAUUCACCGAUGAUGCAAUCAUUAUUAAUCUCUUCUGAUUCGUCGGAUCGUUUGACCGGAGUCGAAAGGUCUGUCGUCCGUUUGAUUUUCACCGUUAGUUUUUUUCCUCUUUUGUCAAUUACGUGAUUCGGUAUUUAUUAUGGAAUUUGAAUUUAUCGUUUGGAGAAUUUCGUGGGAAGAAAUAACGCGACGUUCAACGCCGUACGGGUUUCGACGCAGCUGACCGUCGAGUUUCAAUUUAAAAAACCUACUGCACGCUUUUUAACCUUGACCCCCGUCUACACCUACCACCAUUGUUGUAGGUGAACUCCUAUGCAGGCUCGGAAUUUCUUCCUAAAAAAGAGACGACUUUACUCCUGGGAAAAACUCCGGCGCAGCAAGGGGAGCAUUUACCCUUCAUGCAUUCGUGGUCCGGAUCGCCAGCCCUUGGACAGGGACAUUUUGCCUCGUCUUCUUUGGAAAGGUACGGAGAUUCUACCGGACUUUCAAAGGGUCUGCGCGAAGAUUGCCCGAAGUUUUUAUCAAUCGGUGUUCUUCGAAGAAGGCUCGAACCCGCCGAAGAUGGUGUACAUGGCGGGGGGCAGAGCGAGGAGGAAGUCGGAGAUUUCGGCGUGGCGAUCAUUCGGAAAUUUUAAUUCAGACUUAUCGGAUAUGAGAGCAGAGCAUCGCGUCGUUUGCUGCAGGUCCUCACCGACGACCCCAGGGACUUAUUCGUUCGGCCCCGUCACUCCGAAUACACCCUGUGAAUCCGAUGGAAAAUUUUACCAGGAGAUAGCGACCGAGAUGAUCGGAAACGCCUUGAUUAUUCGCGUGGAAAAAGACAAGAAUAAAUCGAGGAACAGAACGCGAGGGCGUUGGGAUCCGCCUUGCGAUUGCGACAUGGUUGAAAUAAGGAGGCCGUCCUCCAACGCCGAAAGCGCAAAGAUAAUCAACGGCGGCGACAGCAAUCAGGUGCUUUUCAAAGUAUUCUCAAAUCCUCAAAUACCCAAGGACGACGUUAACUACAAGCCGCAGACAAUCGCCUACAAAGUUGGCGCGUGCAGAGGGGGUCCUCACAGCAACGAUCAGUGCAGGACGAUAACCGUCGAACCGCGACUCGGAGGACCCGGAUCCCAGGAGGUUCACAGCGACCAUAUCCAGGAAGGGAACAGAGACGUGUUCCUGCUACGCAUUAAGAAAAAAGGAGACACUAUGGAUCCGAAGCAGAGGAAUAUCGAACUCGAAUUGAGGACCCCGAUGCCCCCCUGUCCGCUCGCCUCGCCGCCAGCAUCCGAAUCGACAUCUCCCGACGAUAUCAUCGCCGAAAAUCAAUCGGCGACAACGAUCAAUGGCAAGAAAAAAGAGAAGGGGAAAGGAGGAAAAGCCAAGGGGAAAAAAAAGGCAAAAAAUUGAGCGCACCUGACUUCUAUGACAGCCGGGGGCGAAGAACUAUUUUUUGGUGGUUCCCAUAGCCAAAUAGCGCACAGUUCUCGCUUGACCAGCUACGCGGGACAAUGGGGACCGCUCGUAAUUCUUUCGCCAUGGAAGUCCAUUCGGCGAUAUUUGCAAGAGAAUUGAAAGUCAGGGCAUCGAUGGAAGUUGUCAACGGUCGGCGUUUGUUGCAGCGAAAGGUACACGCUUGCGUGUACGCUAAGUAGUUUUACUGCGUACAAUUUUCCAUGCCUGGUUAUUCUACUCGUCGUUUUAUUGUAUUAGAGGACGAGAAGUGGUCAGCCCCAAGAGGCAACUCGGUUUCAUUCAUCGCCUCUGCAGAGUCAUAGUUCAACGGUGUAUCAUCGUAGGAUCACAGAGCCUCCGUAAAGACCGGGUCAAUGAAUAGGCGGGUCGAAUUUUCGUCUCGACUUAUUCCCGAUGAUAGAACGAAUGAGUAAUUCAACUUCGACUCCAAUAGCUGUAUCGUCCUGUUACCGAGGAAUAAAUAUUCGCUGAAUUAUAUGAGGUAAAGUUAAAUUUUACAGCAGCGACAAUGAAUAUAUUUUCAUCGGUUAUCACGGGCUACCUAUCAUUCCGUUUUCCGCAAACCGAAUGUCCGCACACAUUCCGUAAGAUUAGAGAUUUAUUUUUCAAUGGGAUUUCGAUGGCAUAGGGUAAGGAGAAAUAUAUCGCAUCGACGGGGGACGAGAAUCGCAGCGGAGAGAAAACACAAUAGUUUCUUUCCUCAGAGUUUGACUGAGAAAUGAUUACGACAGGUCAAUAAUACGCGAAGUAAAAAAGGAGCAGUUCAUUGUCAUAUUCUUUCAUUCAUUCUUUCUACCUCUGAAUGAUAGAGCUGCAUUAUUAAACACAGUUUUUCACGGGAGUCAAUAAAAAUGUGCGACGCCUAGUUUUGUGGUCGAACGGCGGACUAUAAAUUAGAGACUAUGAAAGCAUGCGUCGGUCGAAAAAGAUCGGGGAUGAAAUCCUGACCGCAAGAGCGUGACCACCGAGAUUCUUGCUCGCGUAUUGUGUACCACUGCACAUAGUGAAACCGCAAUAACCUUUCUUCGACGCGAUAAAAUACUGCGGCCAGAAGAUCCACAGAACUGUAAAACCUCCCUCACUCAGAAUUAUGUCACGGACGUUCGGAUGAGUUGUGGAAUCCAUGGGCGAUGAUUUUGAUCGCGAAUUCACCAUCCGAAGUUACAUUCAUAUUAAAAAUUAAAAUUCUGUCAUUCGAGCCCAUAGGAAUUUAUUUUUGUUUCAAAAACAGAUUCGCAAGCCCGACUUGUGACUUGGACAAUUCUCCUUAGGAAUCCGACAAAAGCCAUGCACCGCUGAUUCAGUAUAAAAGUUGUAUAAAUUUAAAUUGGCUUUGGAUUUUUUCGAUUCUUGUGCCGAAAAAAAAAAACAAUGAAAUUACAUUGUAUGCAUGUACUUUGGUCUCAGGAAUACGUUUAACGCCAUUGAAAAUGAGGCUACAAAUGAACUCCAUCAAGAUUUCUUAACUCUAGCCCACGGAACGCAAAGUUAACUAUAACUUGAUCAUUCGAUAACGCUGCGAUUCAGUUCGUUCAUGAUUAUUAACUUCCUUCGUUUCUGUGACAAAAGGAAGAUUUGCAGCCUUGGAACCACUUCGCCCUGAAUCUACAUGACAAGACUGCCCGGUAUAUCUGCAUAGUGGAUUAUUACAUUUAGAAACCGAAUGAGAUUACAUACAUUAUUUAUCAUGUAGCCAUAGAUCACACACUCCCUGGAAUAUGAUAAAUAUGGAUCUAAUUGAAAACAUCUGUAAAUUUCACUGUAACACGUUGAUUGUAAUAACACAUGCCUUCGAAUGAAUAAAUUCAUGUCUAUAGUAGCGAAAAA